This is a messenger RNA of Falco peregrinus (peregrine falcon), 1561 nucleotides long. Its product is annotated as probable E3 ubiquitin-protein ligase makorin-1. The record is from RefSeq and is a predicted model, not a curated record. Gene Ontology annotation, molecular function: ubiquitin protein ligase activity; metal ion binding. The coding region runs from base 45 to 1199 and encodes 384 amino acids. Gene Ontology annotation, biological process: protein polyubiquitination. The transcript is spliced from 8 exons. Lineage: Eukaryota; Metazoa; Chordata; Aves; Falconiformes; Falconidae.
AUAGCCCUGGAGAUCGCCCUGCCCUCUUGUCUGCUGGGGACGAGAUGGAGCCAGGCUCGCUGGUGGCAUCUGGGGUGUUAAGGGCCCGGGGGGACUGUCUGAGACCCCCGUGCAGGAAUUUUGCCCGCGGAUCCUGCCGAUGGGGCCAGAACUGCCGCUUCUCUCACGACAGAAAAUCAGUCCAGAUCUGCAGGUACUUCCAGAGCGGGUUUUGCAGCUAUGGAGAGUGCUGCAGCUACCAGCACAUCCAGGAUGACCCAGUGCCAGUGGGAACCCGCCAUGGCCCCGUGCCGCCCGGCCGCUGGGGCUCGCAGCCUGACAGUGUGCCCACAGCAGGGGGCGGGGGCUGGGGGGUAGCACGGCGCAGCUCGGCCCACCCUGUCCCCAGCGUGAGGCAUGUGCCCUUCAAGUUGCCAAGCGCGGAGGUUAAGGAGAAAGAGAAAGACAAGAACAUCUCAGCACCUGAUAGUGCCCCCCGUGGGGCCAUCAGCAGAGAAUUUGUCCCUGCAGGAGCUCAGGGUGCUUCAGGCUCCCAGCCCCAAGGGCUGGGACUGGAUCCAAACUCCUCCGACCCCAGAGAGGCAGUGGUGGAGACGGUGACACGGACUGACCCUGCCAAGGUCACGAUGGAGCCGGGCGCUGCGGCAGCCCUGGUCCCCACUGCGGUGCUGAGGGCUCGGAGCGAGGCCGUGGUGUGCGGCAUCUGCAUGGACCGUGUGUAUGAGAAGCCACUGCCAGAGGAGCGGCUCUUUGGGAUCCUCCCGAACUGCAGCCACGCGUACUGCGUGGGCUGCAUCCGCAAGUGGCGUCGCAGCCGGGACUUCCAGAGCAUGGUCAUCAAGGCCUGCCCAGAGUGCCGGAUCACCUCCAGUUACUACAUCCCCAACAAAUACUGGGUCUCGGAUGCGGAGGAGAAGGAGAAGCUCAUCAAAACCUUCAAGGCGCGGACAGGGAAAAUCAGGUGCAAGUUCUUUGUCCAGAACUCUGGCCACUGCCCGUUCAAGUCAGACUGCAUCUACCUGCAUGAGGUGCCUGCCAGGCAGCCACUGCAGCGCAGGCAGCAGUGGCCGAGGAUGCCCGCUGUGUUCAGCCCUUCUCCCUCAGAGAGCUCUGAUGAGGAUGAGGAGCUCUGCGUGCUGGAGUGGGCACUCACCCUGGCCCUGACGGAGACAGACGUGCUGCUUGAGUUAAGGCCAUGAGAUGCUCUUCACACACUUCAGCGACUCCAACUAAGCCACAGGGUGUCCCCUGGGCCCGGGGGCUUCCCAUGGCGAGGAAAUGUUUUCUGGGAGGGGGAAGCAUCUGCUUUUGAUGUGUUUAGCUGCUGCUGGUGUUGGUUUAGGGGGGGGGUCCAGGCAUGGAGUGGGGUGGGAUGGGGAAAUAAUGUGGCUGUACCAAUGGCUGAACGCUCAGCAGGUCCCACAUCCCUGCUCCCCCCAGGGAGCUGGGGGUGACAGAGCUGCAGGGGUCUCAGGGCAGUGGGGCACAGCCCCCCCUUAUCUGGCCUUCACCUCCUUAGCCGUGCUCUGCACCCCUGGGAGACCUCACAGGAGCUGGGGUG